Molecule: messenger RNA, 741 nt
Organism: Henningerozyma blattae CBS 6284
Lineage: Eukaryota; Fungi; Ascomycota; Saccharomycetes; Saccharomycetales; Saccharomycetaceae
Gene: OTU2
Product: deubiquitinase OTU2
Exons: 1
Coding region: 1-741 (246 amino acids)
Biological process (GO): protein deubiquitination
Molecular function (GO): cysteine-type deubiquitinase activity
Source: RefSeq, a predicted model, not a curated record
AUGAUGAUGGAAUUACAAAGAAAACAUGAAGAUGAAAGAUAUAAUUUCCAUGUCGAGAAUGAACGGGAUAUAACUGAGGUUCCUGAAGCGAAUGAGUCAGAGCCAGAAAUAUCCAAGCAAGAAUCAGAAACACCCAAGGCAAAGACAGAAGUACAAACAAAUGUACCAACUCCAGGUAAAAAACGUAGAAAUAGACAAAAAGAACGUCUUGCGAAAAGAGAAGCAGAGAUUGCCCGGAUCAAACAAGAAGCUUUACAGGAGACUACGAUCGAUUAUGGUAAGAUUGAAAGAGAUCAAAUAGAUAUGAAAUUGGCUAAAUUACAAAUGAAAGAACAUGAUGUCAAACCUGAUGGACAUUGUUUAUUUGCAUCAAUUUUACAUCAAUUACAAAUUAAUGAUCUUGUGAAUGAGACAAAUGAUGAUAUUUAUAAAUUGAGAGGAUUGAUUGGUGAUCAUAUCCUUGCAAAUAAAGAUGAUUUUUUACCAUAUCUUAUUGAUGAAGGUGAUGAUAUUAAUAGUUAUGUCAAGAGUAUUAAAGAGACUGCGAAAUGGGGGGGUGAUGUGGAGAUAAUGGCAGUUUGUCAAUUAUAUGAUUGUCAAGUUUGUAUCAUGAUGAGUGAACAACAAGAUCCGAUUGUUUUCAACGACAAGGGUAAGAAUGUGAUUAACUUGGUAUAUUUCAAGCAUUAUUAUUCUUUGGGGGAACAUUACAAUUCGAUAUAUAACGAUGCAAGAGAUUGA